CCCAUUGCAGAUUUGGAAUAUUCCUUGUCCCUCUGUCGAAAGCGCGCGAGUUCAGUGCGUAGUGGGCGUUGCGGAAUGGCGUCUCGUGGCAAAGCAGCUGGUGGGCGGAAGCGGAAGGCACCUCUUGGGCAAGUGGGUGAAGAAGCCCCAGAUGUGAAGAGCAAGAAGAAGGAGGAGGAUGAGCUGGAGAAAGAGCAGGGCCAAAGAAUUGUCAUUGAACACUGCAAAAGCUGACGAGUCUACAGCCGUCAUGCAGAGGGGCUAAGAGAAGCCCUGGAAGCAUCAAACCCUGAACUUAAGGUGCAGAUUAAUCCUGAGAAGCCCCGGCGCAACAGCUUUGAGGUCACUCUGUUUGGUGAAGGCAAAGAGGUUUGUCUUUGGUCAGGCAUAAAGAAAGGCCCCCCUCGCAAGCUGAAGUUCCCCGAUCCUGCAGUGGUGGUGUCUUCUCUACAGGAGGUGCUGAAAACCCACUAAGGUGUCCACAGUAGGUGUUCUUUGUGUUGUUCUGUUCCUCAUAGCCAGUCAUCUUUGGAGGUGCUUUGCUGGGUGCUUUAUGAUGAGGACUGACGAAUGGGAAGCUGCCCAGUUGUUCCUUUGAUGCUGCCGCCCCAUGCAUUGGACCUGGAUGAAUGGCAUCAGUGGCUCUACCUAAAAUUGCUUCUUUUUUCUAUUAUUAGUUCCUACAUGCCUGGUUGCUUGAAACAUUUUAAAAUGGCUUUUCUGGUGAAAUGGUGAUUUAACUUGUUCUUUUAUUCAAAGUAAAUAAAGGCAUUCUGUUUGUAGA
Scleropages formosus (Asian bonytongue) is the source of this 784-nucleotide messenger RNA. It is a transcript of the gene selenoh, whose product is annotated as selenoprotein H. The record is from RefSeq and is a predicted model, not a curated record. The transcript is spliced from 5 exons. Lineage: Eukaryota; Metazoa; Chordata; Actinopteri; Osteoglossiformes; Osteoglossidae. Gene Ontology annotation, cellular component: Golgi apparatus.